Messenger RNA from Triplophysa rosa, 5522 nucleotides. RefSeq names its product sphingosine-1-phosphate receptor 3a (gene s1pr3a). The coding region runs from base 648 to 1787 and encodes 379 amino acids. Gene Ontology annotation, biological process: G protein-coupled receptor signaling pathway. NCBI's taxonomy places the organism in Eukaryota, Metazoa, Chordata, Actinopteri, Cypriniformes, Nemacheilidae. Gene Ontology annotation, molecular function: sphingosine-1-phosphate receptor activity. Gene Ontology annotation, cellular component: membrane. The record is from RefSeq and is a predicted model, not a curated record. The transcript has 2 exons.
CUUAUAUGGGGUUAAGUCAUUCUGCGUGACUUUACCCAGUAAUUUCCCGCAGUACGUGGGAUGCCAGCAUAAUGACACCCGUGAGUGGGAAAAUAACACAACAUCAGUGGAUGCUCGAGCACGCGUCUGUCUGAAAUAUUACUGCGCGCGGCCGCCAAACAAACUACUCAUACUGAGAAUUCAAACACAGACGGCGGAACGGUCGCUUGUUCUUUCGUUGCACGAAAAUAUAAAAAAUAGAAGUGCUGCUGUGUUCCCGGCCGCCCAGACUGAGGUGGAAAGUUGAGGAGAGUUAGUUUGAGAGUUUAGGAUUGGAAAGACGACUCACAGGUGAAUUGAGUUUCCAUACUUCGUCUUUGACAGCACUUUAAAUUAGAAAGUUAGGAAGAAAUCUUAAAAAUAUUAAAACAGUUGAUGCAAGUACUUUAACGUUAGUUCUGGGAAAGGCGAGGUAGUAAGGAUAUUCCACACAUUAUAAAGCAUGCUGGAAGUUCUUCAGUUUCUAACUUUAUCUGACAGGAGAAAUAAACGGUCUUUCAAAGAAAACCACGAUGUGUGAAGCGGCGGAUCCGCUUAGCAACUCUCUCAUCAUAAGCCGCUCAUAGGCGCCGUCUGCUGUCCGAAAGCGGUAGUGCAGCGCGGGAAAAAUGGAUAAUGAGCUUGAGCCAGAUAUGAAUUUGGAUAUAGUUAGCCACUACAACCACUCCGGUAAGUGGGGCAGACCAAGAAGCACAGGCACGUGCAAAAAAGCCUUGCUAAUUUUCAUCUGUGUACUAAUAGUGUUGGAAAACGUAACUGUGUUAUUGGCACUGUGGCGCAACAAGCGUUUCCACAGCCGCAUGUAUUUUCUCAUUGGCAACCUGGCAUUGUCGGACUUGUUGGCCGGAGUUGCUUAUGUAGUCAACAUUUUCACCUCUGGUCGCAACACCUUUUUUCUCACUCCUAACCAAUGGCUGUUGCGGGAGGGAAGCAUGUUUGUGGCCCUUAGCGCCUCAACGUUCAGCUUGCUUGCUAUCGGGAUUGAGCGGCACAUGACGAUGGUACGCCUGCGGCCGUGUGAGGCCGCCAGCAUAGGGAGGCUUCUAGCCCUCCUGGGAGCCUGCUGGGCCGUUUCGAUAUUUCUAAGCGCCUUGCCCAGUCUGGGCUGGAACUGUUUGGGCAAAAUGCACACCUGCUCUACUGUUCUGCCGCUCUAUGACAAAAGCUACAUAGCAUUUUGCAUCAGCGUCUUUACGGCCCUACUAGCAGCCAUUGUGGUGCUGUACGUACGUAUUUACCAGCUGGUGACAUCGAGCGGGCGGAGGGUGAGCUCCCGGCCGUCGGAUCGCUCGCUCGCCCUUCUACGCACGGUGGUGAUAGUACUGGGAGUUUUUGUGCUUUGCUGGGCUCCUCUUUUCUUAUUGUUGCUGUUGGAUGUGGGCUGCAGCCCAAAGCGGUGCCCAGUUCUCUACCAGGUGGACUGGUUCAUCGCCCUGGCGGUGCUCAACUCCUCCCUGAACCCUCUCAUUUACACGCUGUCUAGCCGGGAGAUGCGGGCGGCGUUCUUUCGCGUCCUGUGCUGCUGUUUCUAUAACACGCCUCUAGACUCCAUGCCCACAGCAGCAGGCGCGAUGCUCCCGGGAAUAGUCAUCCACACUGCAGAAAACAGCAAAUCCAGCAUGGCGGGGGCACAGAGCGGUGUGGCCAAAUCUACCCUGAUGAGAAGUAAAGUGCCCACACCAACAAACUCAAACCACCAGCAUGGGGACACACCAACACCCGUAUACACAAUCGACAGGGCCGGGUGACCUGCUGUCUGCUGUGCUGAUGAAAGCAGGCGCACUUCCUUCGUUGGGAAAGUUCUGAACAUAUUUUACAGGAUGCUACAGUCUCGCUUGUGAUGAAUUCUCUGUAGGCUCUAUGAGCAUUACAAAACCUGGAUUUGCUUUCAUACAAAGACCAUCACUUGACACAUUGAUUUUAAAUGGAUUACGGACCCCAUCAAAGCUUAUCUGAACAUUUGCGGACCAAACUGAAUUUAUAUCUACGUGUAUUAAUAUUUAUGAAACUCUGCUCUGUGCACAAAAGGCCACUGAAGAAUAUAAUCACUCAAAAAAGGUGUGCAAUCUUUUCGGAAUAAUCACACGAAGACUGUAUAUAUAAAGUGUAUAUUACGACUGACCUUUUACCUAUUUUCACAGUUUGUUGCCAACAUACAAAACAGUUUGGUAUUCUUAACCAUUAUAAAGGUUCUAUAAAAGAAAUAGGGUGUUUUGAAGAAUGAUGGACUGAAUGGAAAUUUACGGUUUAUAAUCUGUGGAUCGGUUGACAUGACAUUGAAAUGUUUCUGAUACAAUAUAUACAAUGGAAACACUGUGAAUGUGAUGAACUUCUGAUUGUGUUUAUCAUUGGUCAUUUAGAUAAUUUAAGCUAAAGCAUGCGCUAGAGAUUACAGUAUGUUAAAGAAAAAAAGUUUAGUUUUGUUUUGGCUGGCAAGGCUGUUAACAUUGUUCAGAUGGGUUUUUGCAUGUAACCACUAGAGGGAGCUGUAGCAUCACAUUGAAAUGGACAACACUGCAGAUCAAAUGUGGAGGCAAUUUUGUGUGCACAAUCAUUCAUCUAUGAAUUCAAUCUAAGGCACUUGUUGGAUAAAACAAAGUACCCCAUAAUAAACGGCUUUGGCUGCAAAACGAUCAUGAUCAAUGGCCGUAAACAGCUGUGUGCAAAUGUAGUUUAGAUGAUCAAAGUCAACUGGGAAUAAUGCUUCUAAUACUAGUUACUUGUUAGUCUUACUUUCUCAGAAUUGAACUUCGUACAACUUAUUGUAUUAAAAAUUAAGGUAACACUGAAAACAUUGUGAAAACAAGUGACAUUUAGUUGAGAUUUUUUUAGAAAUAGAAUUUGACAGGUGUGACAUUUCAAGUAAUUCGCCAUCUUAAGCUGUAGUCUCUCUCUCGCUCUCUCUCUGUGACACACACAAUGGUAUUUGCAGUCAGGUUAAGGCAAAAAAAAAAGAGAGAACAUGAUGCUCUAAAACAAACCGAAAUCAUUUAACAAAACCUUGUCCUGGCGAAAGCAUGUCUAUUGUCAUCUUGCAUCUAAAAAAAAGAAAUCAUUCAAGCAUCAGAAUCAAUUUUAACAACCAGAAAGAGUGAUUUUACAACCUAUAAGCAGUUAUAAAACGGCACCGAUACCCAACAUCCAACGAUGAACCUAUAAUACAAAGUCUUUGAAAUCAUCACAUGCCAUGUAGCCAACAUAAAUCUUUAAACUGAAGCGUUACACACUUGUCACAUACAGUAUUCCUCUGAAGCUCAUGUUAUGAAUGGCCCUUUGCCACAAUAGAUCAAAGCACGGACCACUGAGCUAUUGUGCGCGGCCACUAUUGAGGAUAUUCAUUUGGCUGAGAGUGUGUGUCAGAGCGGAGGGGAGUCUGCGGCUGAAUGCAUCAGGCUGGCACCUUGCUUGGCCCUGCGCUCCGUGAGAACAAUGCCUCCAUCUGGACGGGCAGCUCAGGAUGCGCUAUUGCAAGAGCGCUCAAAUUGAUUUCCUCCCAUUUGGAGAAUAGAGGUCAGGUUUAACAAGCAUUUAUGGGUUGAUUGAGGUAGAAGCCAUUUGUGGGUACGUGUUGUUUGGAGAAUCAUGAUCAUGAUGUAUAUGACAAAGAAAUGCUUUUUUGGAUGAGGUUUGGAAUUGGCCCCUCACUACUAAAAAUAAAGGUGCUACACGGUUCCAUAAAGGACAUUUAACAUAUUUCCAAAAGGUUCUUUGUAGUAAAAAAAAAGUAUGUAAACACAAAUAAAUGGUUAUUGUAACCUUUAACUAAAUGGUUCUUUGGGGAAGCAAAAAUGGUUCCUCUAGUCUUAAAAAUAAAGAUGCUUAAAAGGUUCUUCACAGCGAUGCCAUAGAACCAUUCUGUGAAACGUUCUUUAAAGAACCAUCUCUUUCUUACUUUUUUAUAAUCUAAAGAACCUUUUUUCGCCAGAAAGAACCUGUUGUGAAACAGGAACCAAAAGGUUCUUCAAUGGCAUAGAAGAACCUUUGGAAGCACAUUUUUUUUAAGAGUGCAUGGCAUUGCUGUGAAGAACCUUUUGAAGCACCUUUAUUUUUAAGAGUUGUCUCACUAGAGUGAACUCUAGAUUUAUAGCUUGAGCUCGUCUUAAACAUUACGUUUUUAGUUUAGUUAAGUAUGUUCAAUCUUCAUAUUUACAGAGAUUUAAGAGUCCUAUAGUCAUGAUGUAGUUUUGUGAGCCAAAACCUGGAACCAAGCACGUUUUAGCACUUACGGUUCCCUCGUCCUGAGGUCAUUGGGUGUUUUGAAUGGGGUUUUAGUUUAAAUGCCUGAAACAGAGUCUUUGGUUAACACAAGCUUUUUACCGUUUAAUUUUUUUAUGUUUUGUUCUACGACAUAACACACCAACAAUACAUCGCUUGUGAUUCUUUUUUUUACCCGUCUUGAAAAUGGUCAUCGUUAACAAGUUGCUACAUGGGACUGCAACCAUUGUUGUACUUAUAAAAAAAAGGGAUAGUUUACCCAAAAACGAAAAUUGUUUUAUCAUUUACUCACUCUCAUGUCAUUCUAAACCUGCAUGACUUUCAUUUUUCUGUAGAACACAAACAUUGACCCCAUUGACUUACAUAGUACGGACACAAAAGAGACAUUUCUUAAAAUAUCUUAUGUGUGUUCCACUGAAGAAAAAGUCAUACAGAUUUUGAAUGACAUGUGGGUGAAUAAAUUAUGAAUUUUUAUAUCUAGGGUGGACUUCUUUGACCUAACAAAUGAAAAAAGAGGGAGUGUUCAAGAAAACAAUUUGAUUAAGUUGGUUAUGUGUAGGGCUGAGGGCUUUAACAACAUUGUUCCCAUCACUGACCUCUCAUUCUAGAGGUAGGUUAGGGAUAGGCCCGUUGGAUAGUUGCCAAGAAUGGCCAUCAAAGCAUGUUGAAGCACCUUCUUGUCUUCAUAACACGCUGAGAUCUGGAUGACUACCCUGAGAACUGGAAUUUUCAUAGAUCAGUCAUCUAUCCUCAUCCUCCUUAGCUUUAAAGCACAGUAGAGCAGAGGAUACAUCCAGUCCUCCCCCAGAUCCCUGUGUCUUUUCAAUCUACUGUAUGACAAUAGCCUUCAGCUGCACCCGUAUUCGAGCGGCAUCUGACCGGGCUUUAGAGAUAAGCUCUGCUGGAUGAGGUCUUUAUCUGGGCCAGCUGCUUGCCAGGGAGGGAGGAGGGUGCAAAGGUCAUAUGUCAGUAAAUUAACAGACACUACAAGUUGCCGGUCCUAACCACGACGAAAUCCAGAAGACGCCGGUAACACGAUAACGGCAGAAAUUAGUAAGCCCUUGAGAAAGCAAGAGUGAUUUUUUUUGUCCACACUUCAUCGCACAUCUGGGUCUCCCUUUCAUUGCUCGUCUUUUGUCUGAGCCUGCGGCUGAGAAAUGCCUCUCUUUAUAAGGCCUAAUUAUUCCAUGACUAGUAAGAGCCUAAUUACUAGAGGAAUUAACGCUGCGUUCAUUGUGAUGUCGAAAGGCUUUCAAGCUACUGGAAUG